GGCGUGCCUUCAUCGAAACUGCCAACAAAGUAUAUCGCUGUACUAUCCCUAGCGUAUAAUGGACACAGUGAUCACUCCGCUGAAAGGAGGGUUUGCUAUCAAGAGUAACGAUGGGAGAUAUCUGAAAGUAAUCGGCGAAGGUCUUGCAUUUCGUGAUCAAAUCUAUGAUUCCAGCGCUAAAUUCACGACCGAGAGGACGAGUAAUCAACAAAAUGUUUUGAAAGGAAACAAUGGGAAAUAUGUUAGGAUAUACGAAACUAACAAAUUCGAUAUCAAGUGCGAUGCUAAGGAUCAGCGCGAUGCUCUAAGUGUUGGGAGCCUCUUCCUUGCUGAUAGCUUCGUCAACUUCACCAUCACCAACCAGGCUUCUCUUGGUGGACGCACUGUGUUUAUGUCGAGCGAGGUCGGAAGCGUCAGUUACAGUCCAUCUAUCAGGGCCAAAGAUUUUGAAGAUGUUAGUUGCCGUUUCACCGUUUCGUAUGUACUAUCAUGAUAAGGAAUAGCUAUGCUUUGAGCUACAUAAGUGUUCUAUCGUUGUGUAAUCUGAAUACUUAUGUAAAUUAUCUGAGGAUUGCUUGUGCAUCAUGAUGUUCUCUUCGU
This is a messenger RNA of Serpula lacrymans var. lacrymans S7.9, 600 nucleotides long. RefSeq lists its product as uncharacterized. Lineage: Eukaryota; Fungi; Basidiomycota; Agaricomycetes; Boletales; Serpulaceae. The coding region runs from base 59 to 493 and encodes 144 amino acids. The transcript is spliced from 3 exons. The record is from RefSeq and is a predicted model, not a curated record.